GAGCAGCGCGCGGGCCGGGGCCGGCAAGUUUGUCGCCGGAGUUCGGAGCCCGGAGCCCCCGCGGCCGCCGCGCCGGUGCCCUCCGCCUGGUCGCGAUGGAGCUGCCCGCGGUGAACCUGAAGGUGAUUCUCCUGGGUCACUGGCUGCUGACAACCUGGGGCUGCAUCGUGUUCUCAGGCUCCUACGCCUGGGCCAACUUCUCCAUCCUGGCCUUGGGCGUGUGGGCCAUGGCGCAGCGGGACUCCGUGGACGCCAUAAGCAUGUUUCUUGGUGGCUUGCUGGCCACCAUCUUCCUGGACAUCGUGUACAUCAGUAUCUUCUACCCACGGGUCGGCCUCACGGACACGGGGCGCUUCGGGGCUGGCAUGGCCAUCCUCAGCCUGCUGCUCAAGCCCUUCUCCUGCUGCUUCGUCUACCAGAUGUACCGGGAGCGUGGGGGUGAGCUCCAGAUCCACACUGGCUUCCUUGGACCUUCUCAGGAUCGCAGCGCCUACCAGACAAUUGACUCUGCAGAGGCGCCCGUGGACCCCUUUGCAAGCCCAGAGGACAGGGGGCAAACCGCCCGAGGGUACUGAAGCCAGCCCUGCUGUGCCUGGCCCCAGCCUGGGCGCCGUCGCCUUCCUCGUGCCUGGGAGGUGGUUCCAGGGAUGCUCCUGGCCUCCCUUUCUUGGACCUAAGAUGGAACAUGUCCUCCCAUUCCCCAUCUCAGGGGUUGCCUGAGUCAAGUGCCCCAGGAGGCCAGGAGCCCCGUGGGCCCCCAGCGCUGUGCACACUCCUGUCCCAAACUCCCUGAGGCCUCCCCUCGCUUCAAGGCACCCAUCGGUCCCCAGGCUGGAACCAUGGUCUCUUUCUUCACUCCCACCCAGCAGCUGCACCACGGAGGCCCAGUGAUGCCCUCUCGGCUCCCCCCAGAUUGUCGCGCCCUCCUGCAGGAGCUCUGAGAGCUUUCGGCCGUGCUUGGCCCCAGGAGCAGUUGGACAUGGGAGUGAGGUCCCCAUGCUUCUCACUGCCUGGUCACUUGGUGCCUGGGGACCCUGGGGCUGGAGGCGGGAGGUCUCUGCAGCUCCACGACCCACCACAGCCUCCAGCUGCCCUUCUGGGGCCACGGCAUUAAAGAUGGCAUUAAAGCUUGGGGGAUUCUGUA
This is a messenger RNA of Microcebus murinus (gray mouse lemur), 1144 nucleotides long. RefSeq names its product angiotensin II receptor associated protein (gene AGTRAP). Gene Ontology annotation, cellular component: plasma membrane. Gene Ontology annotation, biological process: angiotensin-activated signaling pathway; regulation of blood pressure. The record is from RefSeq and is a predicted model, not a curated record. NCBI's taxonomy places the organism in Eukaryota, Metazoa, Chordata, Mammalia, Primates, Cheirogaleidae.